AUGUUAAACCUAGAAGUCGAUAGCUCCAAAUCCAUCGACUUCAAAAUCAGCGAAGAAGCCACAACCCUUAGUCAUGGUAAUAAAGCCACGAAGAUUUCCAAAAAGAUUGUGGAUGGAAAGAUGACGAUAAACCUAGAGGUGGCUAGCUCCAAAAGCAUCGACCUUAGGAUCGAUCAAGUCAUGCAGAUUUUUGCAAAGAAUUUGGUUGGAAAGACCAUUGUCAUAAACGAUGUGGCCAGCUUCGACACCAUUGACAACUUCAAGGCCAAGAUCCAAGACAAGGAAGGUAUCCCACCGGACCAGCAGAGAUUGAUCUACUCUGGAAAGCAGCUUGCGGAUGGUCACACCUUGGCCGACUACAACAUUCAGAAGGACUCGACCCUUCACUUAGUACUGCGUCUGAGGUAG
This is a messenger RNA of Brassica napus (rape), 408 nucleotides long. Its product is annotated as ubiquitin-like. The record is from RefSeq and is a predicted model, not a curated record. Gene Ontology annotation, biological process: modification-dependent protein catabolic process; protein ubiquitination. Gene Ontology annotation, molecular function: ubiquitin protein ligase binding; protein tag activity. The transcript has a single exon. The coding region runs from base 1 to 408 and encodes 135 amino acids. Lineage: Eukaryota; Viridiplantae; Streptophyta; Magnoliopsida; Brassicales; Brassicaceae. Gene Ontology annotation, cellular component: nucleus; cytoplasm.